Molecule: messenger RNA, 1015 nt
Organism: Caenorhabditis elegans
Lineage: Eukaryota; Metazoa; Nematoda; Chromadorea; Rhabditida; Rhabditidae
Gene: lec-4
Product: Galectin
Exons: 5
Coding region: 67-918 (283 amino acids)
Molecular function (GO): carbohydrate binding
Source: RefSeq, marked reviewed
GUCGGCCUCUGACUUGAAAGUUAGUCUUCAUUGCUGUUGACACGCUAUAUCGACUGCUAUCCAAAAAUGAGCUCUCACGAGAACGACACCCCUCUCCCAGUUCCGUACACGUCUCGUCUCGGACAACCACUCGACGCUGGACAGACAUUGAAUGUUCACGGAAAGAUCAACGAGGGAGCACAGGUAGCCGAGAUCAAUCUUCUCCAGGGAGGUGGUGAAAUUGGACCAAACACCCAAGUGAUCCUCCACUUGAAGCUCAAUUUUAAGGAAAAGAAAGUUAUUCUCAACUCUUACGAGAAUGGAGUGUGGGGAAAAGAAGAGCGCGAGUCUCUUCCAUUCCAAGCUGGACAAGAAUUCGAUCUUCGCAUCCGAGUUCUCGACGAAGGCCUUGAAAUCUCGGCUGACAACAAGAAGAUCCACGAGUUCAAACAUCGUCUUCCAUUCCAAUCCAUUGAAUAUCUUUCUGUUCGUGGUGACCUUUCCUUGAAUGGAAUUCAUUGGGGUGGAAGAUUCUAUAAACUUCCAUGGGAGACCGCAUUCCCAGCUGGAUUUCUUGAAAAGGGACAACGUGUUCAUUUGUAUGGUAUUCCAAAGGGUGAUCGUUGGUCACUUGAUUUGGUCGCUCGUAAUCAGGAUAUUUUGUUCCAUUUCAAUCCAAGAAUCAAGGAUAAGGCGGUCGUCCGUAACUCUCACCGUAAUGGAUUCUGGGACACCGAGGAACGUGAAGGUGGAUUCCCAUUCAAGAAGGACGUCGGAUUCGAUUUGACCAUUGUCAACGAAGAAUAUUCCAUUCAAAUCUUCAUCAAUCGCGAACGCUUCGGAACUUUCCAGCACCGUACCCAGAAUCCAAUUGGUGACUACAUUGGACUCAGAAUUGAUGGAGAGGUUGAGGUCACUGGUAUUGAGUUUUCGCAUUAAAUUUCGCGUUUUCUGGGAAAUAAUUGCAUAAUGUAUAACAAUUAAUAUGUAAAUUAAAUAAUCUUCUUGCUUUUUUAAAAAUAAAUUCGAAUUGAUU